Molecule: messenger RNA, 768 nt
Organism: Harpegnathos saltator (Jerdon's jumping ant)
Lineage: Eukaryota; Metazoa; Arthropoda; Insecta; Hymenoptera; Formicidae
Exons: 1
Coding region: 1-768 (255 amino acids)
Biological process (GO): DNA integration
Molecular function (GO): nucleic acid binding
Source: RefSeq, a predicted model, not a curated record
AUGACCGAUCUCGCAAAAUUCUACUACGAUCCUGCAUAUUAUGCGGGAUACUCUACGAUAAAAAAUCUUUCGCGAGCAGCAGGACCCGGCUCCGCACGCGAAGAGAUUAUUCGUUGGCUUCAGUCGCAGGAUGCGUACACACUUCAUCGGCCGAUACGAUAUAAAUUUCCACGUUUGCAUUACAACGUCACGAAUAUCGACGAUCUGUGGGAGGUCGAUUUAAUCGAACUCGCUAAUCUCCGAAAUUACAACGAAGGCUAUUGUUACUUGUUGACAAUCAUCGAUGUGUUUAGCAAAUUUGUCUGGGUAGAACCAAUACGAAGCAAGUCUUCGACCAGUGUGACGGAGGCUUUUCGCCGCGUACUCUCAAGAAACGAAGGGCGGAUGCCGACGUGGUUGCAGAGUGACAAGGGUAAAGAAUUCAUCGGUCAAGCAUUUCAAAAUUUUCUGAAAGAAAAGAACAUAUGUUUUCGCACGGUGCGAAAUCCUGAUGUCAAAGCAGCGGUGGUCGAGCGCUUCAACAGAAUGCUCAAAGAACGCUUAUGGCGCUAUUUUACACACAAAAAUACACGUCGUUACAUAGAUGUUUUGCAAGGCAUCGUUCACGCUUACAACCACACUCGACAUUCCACCAUUAAAAUGGAACCGGCAAGCGUCACGUUGGACAACGCACGCCUUGCUCGUGAACAUAUGCAGCAGCGAUACCACCGUCUCGAUGAACUCGAAGAAAUCAUAGUCGAGGAGCUAAAUACAAAGUGGGUACAUUAG